Molecule: messenger RNA, 638 nt
Organism: Vitis riparia (riverbank grape)
Lineage: Eukaryota; Viridiplantae; Streptophyta; Magnoliopsida; Vitales; Vitaceae
Product: protein phosphatase 1 regulatory subunit INH3-like
Exons: 2
Coding region: 142-513 (123 amino acids)
Cellular component (GO): nucleus
Molecular function (GO): protein phosphatase 1 binding; protein serine/threonine phosphatase inhibitor activity
Source: RefSeq, a predicted model, not a curated record
UGAAAUGAGAUUGAAUCCAUUGAAAAUUUUUGAAAGGAAAGAAUUCGUUGGUUAGUUUGUGAAGGAAAUUCGCGGCACAUUCUUUCUCGUUGGCUGAUAUAUGUCUUCUCUUCCGCGGCUGAUUCCUUAACCGCCAACACCAUGGCUGAGCCCACAAGGCCAUCAUCGUCUUCGUCGUCCUCCACCAUCACCACAACCCUAACCCGACAAAACCCAUCUCCAUCGCAACUUCAACAACAGCAGCAGCAGCAAACCACGCUGGUGCUGCGACUGAAUCGUAGGAAGAAAGUGGCAUGGAAGGACGGCACUGUCGACAACGAGUUCCUUCAGAGGAAGAGCUCCAAGAAGUGCUGCAUCUUCCACAAGCAGAAGCCCUUUGACGAGGACGACAGCGACGACGACGACCAUCAUCGUCAUCAUGAUCAUGGCUGUCGCAAAAGCGACGGCGGAGAUCAAUCCGGCCUCUCAUGGAUUGGUAUUAUGACUUGUGGAACAAAUGAGCGAAGAAUGUGACGGGGUGAACUGGAAGAGAUGAGAGGGACCAGCUUUAGACAAUAAAGAAAGUUGAGUCGUUCACUCUGCUUCUUUGCUGUGGGUACGGAAGAUCAGUGAAAGGAAGUAUUACUCCGUUGUUUUUA